Messenger RNA from Manduca sexta (tobacco hornworm), 2190 nucleotides. Its product is annotated as zinc finger protein 117. The transcript is spliced from 11 exons. Bases 158 to 2008 code for a protein of 616 amino acids. The record is from RefSeq and is a predicted model, not a curated record. Gene Ontology annotation, cellular component: nucleus. Lineage: Eukaryota; Metazoa; Arthropoda; Insecta; Lepidoptera; Sphingidae. Gene Ontology annotation, molecular function: zinc ion binding; RNA polymerase II cis-regulatory region sequence-specific DNA binding; DNA-binding transcription factor activity. Gene Ontology annotation, biological process: regulation of transcription by RNA polymerase II.
GUCUUUGGUUUCAUAGUUUGAUGUUUCAUGAAAGAAAAUGUUUUCAUACAAUUUAUAUAAAAUGUAAUUUAUCUAUUUCAAGAAAUUUCAAUAAAUUUAUAUUAUAUUAUUUGUUUUAAUGAUGUACUAAAGUGUUUGUGUACAAUUUUAUUUCGAAAUGGCUACGAACACAAAGGAUUUGUGUAGACUUUGUGCAAAUAAGGAUGAGUUUUCGAAAGAUUUGCUUGACGAAAGUAAUAAAAAUAUUCUUAAGUUAAUAAAAGACUUUGUACAAAUUGUGAUUUAUGAGAAUGAUAAUUUGCCUACUAUGAUCUGUUUAAACUGUGAAGAAAAGAUGGUUUCAUUUCAACUGUUUGUUCUGGAGUGCAACAAAACUCAGGAUACUCUCAGAAGAAUGUUUGCAGAUGAAACACUAAAUUCACUGAAGAUUAAAGUUGAAACUUCCCAAGUUGAGUUUGGUGAAGCUGUGAUUAAAUCUGAGGUUAAAGAUGAAACAAGUGCAGAGGAUCUUGCUAGUGCCAUUCUACGAAAUGAAGCCUCCUUGUCAGAAUUAUUACAUUAUAAUGAUGACGACAAUUUACAUGAUGGUGAAAAUGUAAAUGAUGAUGAAGACGAUGAUUAUUUAGACAACAUAGCUAUAGCAUCACUAAAGACUGUUGAAAAACAGAUCAUAAAGAAACCUAGUGAAAUAGAAACUGCACAAUUCAAAGAUAUCCUCAGGAAACCAAAUUUGAAAGUCAAAGAUUUUGUCAAGCUGGAGUGUGGUUUCUGUGAGCUGAAAAUGAAGUCAUGGACUGAUAUGAAUUUUCAUUAUUUAAAGCAACACAAAAGCAAGCCAGUUAUCUUCUGCCUCUGUGGUUUCGAAAUAAGAUCUAAAAGUGUUCUUUACAAACAUGUGUCUGAUCAUAAGUUAGAGAGUAAAAGACUUAGAAAAGAAGAGGCAAAAGGAGAGAAAGAGAAAGAACAAGAAGAUUCAAAAUAUUCAAGCCUUAAUAUUAAAGAUUUUGUUGAAUUCCUAUGUUUUAAAUGUGACAAGAAAUGUUCGAGCUGGUACACAUUGAAGGCACAUUGUGAAAGGGCGCAUAAAACACUGCCGGUUGUGAACUGUAUAUGUGGUAUUACUCUUAAGUCGAAAUCAGUUAUGUAUAAACAUAUCCAAGACCAUAAAAACCCAAAUGUAUUCGCAUGUGACAAAUGUCCGAGGAUUACAAAAUCCGUAUCGGCACUGAAUAAGCAUAAAAUGAGGCACAUACCAAAAUCUGAAAGGCGAUAUUGUUGUUCGUCUUGUGAAAAAAUAUUCAAUACAAAAGAUGCAUUGAAAUCGCACGAGAAAUCGCAUAUACCGAUUGAGGAUAGGAAGAUAUAUCACUGUGAAGUUUGCAACAUGAAGUUUACGACUCGUUCGUCGGCGUCGUCGCACAAGCGCGUGGUGCACGACAAGAUCAAGGGGUACGUGUGCGACCUGUGCGGGUACGCGUGCGGCACCAACGGCGAACUGCGCCAGCACCGCGCCAUACACAGCGACGACAAGCCCUUCGUCUGCGGCAAGUGCAACAAACCAUUUAAAACAUAUUCCAAUUUAAAAACGCACAUGGACAUACAUGAGGAUACGUCGUACGAGUGUUAUAUUUGCCGGCGAGUGCUCAACAGCCGACGGACACUUAGGAAACAUUUACUGGUGCACGAGGACAAAUGCCGGCACGUCUGCUCAUAUUGUAAUAAGGCAUUCAAGAGAAGACAAACGUUAAAGGUGCACAUGUACACGCACACGGGCGACAAGCCGCUGACGUGCAAGUGGUGCGAGGAGCGGUUCGCGUACGCGUCGACGCUGCGCUCGCACCGGCUGCGCUGCCACCCCGACAAGAUGGCGCCGCUGCAGCGCGCCGCGCACCACUACCCCGGCUACCCGCACGGCCACAUGCAGGAGGUAGCACGCUCAAAUUUCAUAAAAACUGACAUAGCAGCGGCGAAUGUUAGUGUGGCGAAAAACGAAGUAGAAGCAAUGUAGUUUUGUAGAUUAUUAUGUAAGCGUUACACUGACGUAUGUAAUUUUUGCAUGUUGCGGUAGAUGUACAAUGUAGUGUUAGGUAUAUGAAGUGAGUAUUUCCAAUAUUUGUUUUAUAUUUUUGUUAAACCUGUAUUAUUAUAGUAACGUAUAAUAAAUACAUUCGUCAUGGCAGCCUGAUAUUA